Molecule: messenger RNA, 2488 nt
Organism: Harpegnathos saltator (Jerdon's jumping ant)
Lineage: Eukaryota; Metazoa; Arthropoda; Insecta; Hymenoptera; Formicidae
Gene: adp
Product: WD and tetratricopeptide repeats 1
Exons: 14
Coding region: 244-2250 (668 amino acids)
Biological process (GO): negative regulation of fatty acid biosynthetic process
Cellular component (GO): cytoplasm; Cul4-RING E3 ubiquitin ligase complex
Molecular function (GO): protein binding
Source: RefSeq, a predicted model, not a curated record
UAUUGCGCACUAAUUUCCUCUUCCAAUUUUCUGUAGUUUCGACGAAGAGUGCGACAGCUGCUUUGUAACUCUGCUCUCCGUUACAAUUUCUAUUGUGUUUCUACCAUGCAAAGGGUAAACAUUCGCGUGAAACGUACGAAUUGCCAUGCGAUGCCGAAUUUAUGCUCGAGAAGCUUCGAAUAAACGGGGCUAAAAUAUUUACUUUGUGCCACAAUAAGGAGAAGGAAGAAUAAAUGAAAUAACAUGGAUCUGUUACCUAAUAUUCAAAAAAAGGGCUAUAGGGUCCUAGACUUGGUGCGGCAAAGGGAAAUACAUGAUAUAGUACCAUAUACAAUUCAACAAAAAUUGCAAGUCACUGGUAAUCUAAUAUCACGUUUGGGUUUAGAAAAGGAAUUGAAUGGUCAUACAGGAUGCGUUAAUUGUUUAGAAUGGAAUGAGAGUGGACAAAUCCUUGCAUCAGCAUCAGAUGACAAGGACAUUAUAUUAUGGGACCCUUUUCGUUAUGAAAAAAAAUUAGUACUUCAUACAGGCCAUCAUGGAAAUAUAUUUUCUGUCAAGUUUAUGCCAAAAUCAAAUGACCGUGUACUGGUGUCAGGUGCAGGAGACUGCAGGAUUCGAGUGUACGACCUUGCGUUCUCGUAUACUGAACCAAUAUUCACAUGCAAAUGCCACAGAGCACGCGUUAAGCGUAUCGCCACUGCGCCCAGUAUACCCUUCUUGUUUUGGAGUGCGGGCGAGGACGGUCUCUUUCUGCAAUACGACAUGCGUACACCGCAUGUUUGCAGGAGCGAGGACCGUAAUGUACUCGUGAACCUGAUAUAUCAUGCAGGUAACAAUGUGGAGGGCAAGUGCAUUUCUGUGAACUCGAAGAAGCCUGAGCUGAUAGCGGUUGGUGCUAAUGAUGCUUACAUUCGGAUGUAUGACCGGAGAAUGAUAAAGUUGUCACAGAUUCCACCGUGUCCUACACACGUCUUAAAUACGGAAUGGGUAAAUUUCACCAAUUAUCGGGCAGGCAAGGGCGAUCCAGAUGACAAUAUCCCAUUGGGUAGCGUACAGUAUUUUAUCGCAGGUCAUCUGCGCUCUCGCGACAGUAACAGAAGCAUCACGACGACUUAUUUGACGUUCAGUGACGACGGAAAUGAGUUACUCGUGAACAUGGGCGGUGAACAGAUUUACUUGUUCGAUAUUAAUAAUCCGAAACAUUCGAAGGCAUAUCUUAAUUGUUCGCCAAAGAAAUAUACAGAACUUGGAAGCUCUUGUGUGGAACAGAGUGACAUGGAAAAUAUGGAAGACUUCACGGAAAAAAACGUGAAAGUAUUGCCGCCGCAUGUUGAAGAAUUGAAACGUGAAGCGAAUGAGGGUUUUGAGCAGCAAAAGUUCUCGCUAGCAAUUAAUUUGUAUAAUAAAGCAAUUUGUCGUUGCCCAACGGCAGCAGUUUUAUUCGCUAAUAGAGCAGCUGCUUACAUGAAACGUGCUUGGGAUGGUGAUAUUUACGCAGCUUUACGGGAUUGUAAAUUAACAUUACUUCUUGAUCCGGAACAUAUUAAGGCGCACUUUAGAUUGGCGCGCUGCCUGUUUGAUUUGAAUCGAGCAUUAGAAGCCGACAAGAUACUCAAGAAUUUUCAACAAAAGUUCCCAGAAUAUGUAUCUAAUUCAUCAUGUAAAGCAUUAAGGAUGGAUAUAAAGGAAGCUAUUGAUAACGGGAGAGACUAUUCUCAGUCCAACCAUCUGCAGUUCCCGAUAUCGGAAUACGAACAAGAAUGGAGGCGCAAUUCAAUUGACUACAAGAUGAGAUUUUGUGGCCAUUGUAAUACUACGACCGAUAUAAAGGAGGCAAAUUUCUUCGGAAACAACGGUCAAUAUAUAGUAGCCGGGUCAGAUGACGGCUCUUUCUUUAUUUGGGAUCGUAGUACUACCAACAUCGUACGUGUGCUGCGAGGAGAUGAUAGAAUUGUCAAUUGUCUGCAACCACAUCCAUCCACAUGCCUGUUAGCUACUAGUGGUAUUGAUCCAGUGAUUAGAUUAUGGAGUCCGUUACCAGAGGAUGGCAGAAUAAAUGAAAGGGAAAUUCGGAAUCUAGAUGAUGCAGCGUCGGCCAACCAAAUACGCAUGAACAGUGAUCCAUUUGAAAUAAUGUUAAUGAAUAUGGGAUACAGAUUGCCUGCUCACCAAGGAGAAUUCAGCGAUGAGGACGGUGAGGAUCAACGCGACGUGUCAUUCACGCAGGCUUUAAAUUGUAGGCCAAGCUAAGUCUCGCAAGGAACACACAAGAGAGCACACACCAAGAGCAAUUACACAACUAAAAAGGUUUAUCGACACCUGUGUGAAUGUAUGCGCGCGCGUGUGUGGUUAUAAUUAUAUACUAUAUUAUUUCCAUUUCUAAUUAUUUAUUUUUUUCACAAGUAUGUCAAGCAACACUUUUCUUGUAUAAUCUAUUGCGACGGUGUUUUUAUAAAACUGAAGGGAAAAAUAGAAUUUUAUUUGUCAA